Molecule: messenger RNA, 495 nt
Organism: Pieris macdunnoughi
Lineage: Eukaryota; Metazoa; Arthropoda; Insecta; Lepidoptera; Pieridae
Source: the annotation of a GenBank genome assembly
AUGUAUACAAUCAUCGUACACCUGAAGCCACAAGCGAUAACAGCGUUAGCCGGCAAUGACGAUGUGAAAAGGCAGUUAGUUAAUAGUGGAAUAAUACCGAUUAUUGUAUCAGUUCUUGCUAGACAUUGCAAUAACCCGACAUCAGCAGCUUUGACAUUAAAAUGCAUCGCGGCACUGGCCCUAAGAGAACCGGAACACAGUAGACAAUUUAUUGAAACUGGAGCCGCGGAAGCUAUCACAGAGAGUUUGAAGAUCCAUCAAACGCAACCACAAGUACAGAAAAACGGAUGCUGGGCAAUACGCAACAUAGUAGCUCGUUGUCGGGAUUUAAACACAAAGUUUCACGAACUGGGAAUCGAAUCUAUACUCAGUCGUUCCUAUGAACUAUUCGAGAAGGACUUUGGUUUUGAUAUCAAAUCGGCUUUACGAGAUUUGGAGUGCGAUAUUAAAUUAGACGAACAGUGGACUGGAAAGGGAAUUCACUUGGAAGAUUAG